Molecule: messenger RNA, 525 nt
Organism: Malus domestica (apple)
Lineage: Eukaryota; Viridiplantae; Streptophyta; Magnoliopsida; Rosales; Rosaceae
Source: RefSeq, a predicted model, not a curated record
UAGAACGAUGUUUCUACUUUCCCUCCAAUGUUGUAUGGGAAAAGAAAUAGUGGCCUUGUUGUAGGUGCAUUAUGCAGUAGAGUUCUUUGUCAUACAAAAAUGUUAUUGAUUGCGAAAGCUGCUGCAUUUCGGGUUUUCAGUGUUUGGGAACCAUGUUGCUGUGAAUUUCAACAUUGGCGUCUUGUUGGCUUCGGUGUUUCAUGCCGGUUUGGAUGCAAAAGCUGGCUCCAUGGCUGCUCUGCUUUGUGUGAUUUGCUGGGUUGCUGGCUGUUUACUUGCAACCCGCCUCGGGUUUUCCCUCUCUUGGAAGACUCUGCAAAGCUUUCUUCGGCAAUGAGCUGCAAUCCCGGGUUCCAUGCAAUUGUCAAGCAGGGGUUGAUGCUGAAAGACGAGAAGAAGAAAAAAAACUGAUCUCUUAGUCUGUAAUUCCAUCUGGUUAUUGGAGGCAUUUAUUUAAGGAUAAAUUAAGUUCACAUCGUUCUUUUUAUUACGCCAUUGAUUAAAAUCCUAUUUAUUUUCAAUUUU